Molecule: messenger RNA, 3983 nt
Organism: Neurospora tetraspora
Lineage: Eukaryota; Fungi; Ascomycota; Sordariomycetes; Sordariales; Sordariaceae
Product: PXA domain-containing protein
Exons: 2
Coding region: 118-3906 (1262 amino acids)
Cellular component (GO): intracellular membrane-bounded organelle
Molecular function (GO): phosphatidylinositol binding
Source: RefSeq, a predicted model, not a curated record
ACAACUAUGGCCCAACCCCCCGCCUGCCUCACCCGCGACCGACACCGAACCACUUCCAGAUCGAGCUGGCGAUAAAACCAUGCGGCGACGACAAGCGCCAAAUGUCUGCGCUGGAGUAUGGCAAUGGCUCUUCGAGGGAGAGACAUAGCCCUUGCUGCGAUUGCUGCUUUCAUUGCCUGGGGAUAUGCCGUCCAUUGGUUCCCCGCCAUCCGCUGGGCUAACUACGCCUUUGCCGCCGGCGUCCUCGUUACUCUCGUCGGCCUGCUCGCCUUGCUCGUGCUUACCUCUCGUGGACCACAUCACCGCCGACUGCGCCGAUCACCACGGCCCCAUGGCGCCGCCUUCAUUGCCCCGGGCGUUUGGACGAAGGAGGUGGCCGCUCUCCGGGCACGCCAGACGCCCACCAAAGCACCGCUCUAUCCCGAGUCGCCCAAAGUCUCGGCAGCUCUCGACGAGGUUCUGGGCUACGUCGUCCGCGAUUUCAUACAAGUUUGGUAUUCGAGCAUCAGCAAGAAUCCCGUCUUUGCGGAUGAGGUGGACAAGGCAAUACGGGGCGCCAUCUUGACCGUCCGGGACCGCCUUGCGCAGCUAGACCUCGCUACCAUCCUGACCACCCGUUUGGUGCCCAUCCUGACAGCUCAUUUCCGCGAUGUGUACGAGGCCGAGAAGUCGGUCAGGGGGCGCAAACUGAAUCGAUCAGUCACAGAGACGGAUGAGCUGGACCUGGCGAUUGCUUCCAAAUACAGAGAUGGCAAGCUCCAUCCCGCCGCCACCCUGUCUUUUUCCGACACCAAGACGACUCAGCAAGACUACCUCCGAAAGGUCAUGUUGAGGAUUCUUCCCAAGAUCCUCCCCAAGAGCAUGUUGGCUUCCGGCGCCGUUUCAGCCAUUGUCCGCGAGAUCACCGCCUGCGCCGUCAUGUUCCCCAUCAUGCAGAUGCUUUCCGAUCCCGAUACCUGGAAUCAGCUGAUGGAGAACUACGGGAGGAGUAUGCUUCAGGAUCGUUCGACGGUCCGCAAGCUUCGGGCGGCUCUUGACCAGCACGCUUCGCCAGCACCAAGGGUCAGCAAACUUGUAGCAUUUCCUCGAAUGAUUCCUGGCGAUAAUGAGAGGAAGUUCGAAAAGUUCAUCCGUGCCAUCCGGAAAACCAACAACCUCUCGGAUGCGAGGCGGUUCCGGAGCGAAGUUGCUAUCCAGCUCAAGCGAGAUUCUCAGCAGGAAAAUGUCGACCAGGUUUACUUGCGUCGUCUUGAGAUGGGAAAGAGGUUGCUCGAUCAAAAGGUCCAUCAUUUGGCAGCCGGUGGGGAUCGGCGGGCUCUCCCGCUACCAAAUACGCCUUUGCCAACACCAACUGUGUCUCGCCUGGAGAAUGCUUCCCUGACGGAUGUCUUGCGUGAUCCCUCCAGUUUGUCCUAUUUUAUGGAGUACAUGGAUAGGCAACGCCUCAUGCCCUUGGUUCAGUUCUGGCUUGUUGUGGACGGGUUCCGUAAUCCGCUCGAGGACGACGGGCCAGAAGGAGAACAGCUUCCGUUGAAGCUUCCACCCUGGACCGACUCAGACCGCUUGGACCUCGCUCAGAUUGAGGCUGCGUAUCUCUCGAGGCCUGAGCUCAAAGUACCGGACUCGUCCAAGCGGACUAUUCAGGAGUUUCUGAGAGCAGGAAGAAGAGCCUCGCCUGAACAAUAUUAUAAGGCACGGAGGGCUGUCCUACGCGCUCAAAGCGCAGUGCUGGAGGAAAUGAAGGCCAAGCAUUUGGGGAACUUCAAAAAGUCUGACUUGUUUUACAAAGCGCUGGCUUCCGAGGAGGCAUCAAAGAGCAUGGUAGCACCAGUUUCUGGAUCAUCAACGCCCGGGCCUUCAAUGGCCAGAGCAUCCUCAUUUACCUCCUCCAAGCCAAAUCCGCAACUACGCAUGGCUCUUCGUCUCCCUCCGGGUGCCCGCAACAGGGGCGCCGGGUCAACUCUUGACCUACGGGCAGGGGCGCAAAGCAUAGAUGCUCUAAUGGGGACUCGUCGGUCUAUGGAAGACGAUUCCCCCGCGCCUAUGUUUGACGACGAUGAUCUGGGCGAGGAUGGCUUGGCCGAUUCGGUACAAAGCCUCGAGCAGGAGCCGGCAGCGCCGGUCCCAGAUACUCGUGUCGUUCAGGCGAUGGAGCAGGCUCUAAAUAAUAUUAUGGAGGACAGCCAGCCGCCAACGGCAGAGGAUCUGCGUGCAUCUCUCUUUGGUGACGACGGGAACAACUCAAGUCUUUUUGCGUCUCCGCCAAGUUCCGGGCCUAUAAGAGCAAUGUCUGCUACACCACGUUCCAAUCAUGGCUCCGUUGAUCUGGGACGACCCAGUAGGGGUUCUGCUGACAUGCCGAGACCGAUGACAGCGAAAGAGCCGGAGAAGCCCAGCUUGGCAUCCCUGGGUCUUGUGAGCGCUGCGUCUCGUAUAGGCGUCUUUAUCGACGACGAUCUGUUUGCAGACGAGAACAGGUUUCUGUCGGAUGAGCAUGAAUAUUCUGACGAGAACAAGGAUGAUGACGAGAUUGACGAAGUUCAUGAGGCAGCGCCUGGUGACCUGGGGCUAGCGGAGGCAAUCACCGUUCUCAGCAAUGAUAUCGAUCGCCUGGUCGCUCAAGAUGCUGUCGUGGACUCUCUGCUAAAGAAGGCUGAACUGACAAAUAACACGGCCGAGCUAAGGAUCCUUCGAAAGUCGAAAGCAAGCUUACAAAGAGAAAUCAGAAGGAAGGAGUUGCAACGACAGCAAUAUGUCAUUCAGGAGAGUGAUAAUAGUCUUUAUGGCCGGUCCACGAUCAAGAUUAAGAAUAUUCAUGUCGGCCGAGAGGAGGAUGGGAAAGAGUUCGCCAUGUACGCCAUUGAGGUGCUGCGGAAUGCUGGAGAAAAGAUGCCAGCGGCGAUAUGGACCGUCACUCGUCGUUACAGCGAGUUCCUCGAGCUCCAUCAAAAACUGCGAUCACAGUAUCCGUCUGUUCGCAACCUGGACUUCCCUCGGCGGCGCAUGGUGAUGAAGCUACAAAACGACUUUCUGCAGAAGCGCCGCGUCGCACUUGAAAAAUAUCUCAACCAACUUCUUCUCCUCCCCGAUGUCUGCCACAGCCGGGAACUCCGAACGUUUCUCUCCCAAAGCGCCAUCACGCCCGCCACAGCCACCCAGGGCCAAACCUCGUCACCAGAAGACAGCAAAAAGGACAUGAUGACUCGCCUCUACGACUCGGUCGCCGACGGCAUGGAGGACAUCCUCGGCAACAUCCCCGUGCUCGACCAGCUCUCGCUAGCCGGGCAGAACCUCCUGGCCGCAGCCACCAACCAACAACUGGCGGCCGCCAGCGCAGCCGGGGCCGGGGACGACGUAGUCACGGCCGCCGAGGCCGAGGCCGAGCUGAACGCGUUCGAGCUCACCAACGACAAGGAACUCGAGCCCUUCGUCAAGCCCAUCUGCGACAUCUUCCUCGAGGUAUUCGAGCUGAACCGCGGUAACAACUGGCUGCGCGGCCGGGCCGUCGUCGUGGUACUGCACCAGCUCCUGGGCGGCACGAUCGAGCGCAAGCUGCGCGACAACGUCAGGAUGUUGGUGGCCGAGGACGCGCUGCUGCGGUAUAUUGGUCUUGUCAAGGACGGCAUGUGGCCCGGCGGCGAGCUGCCCAAUAACAAAACGCCGAGGACGGCGCAGGAGAAGGCACGCACAAAAACGGAGGCUAGUCUCAUGCUCGCGACGCUGGUGCCGGAUUUGGCGGCGAGUGUGGUGGGACGGCUCAAUGCGCAGGCGGCGAGCAGGAGGAUUUUUGCGACGUUUAACAAUGAGCGGUUGAAUGCACAUUUGGCGUUCACCUUCUUAGACGAGAUCAUCGAUAUCCUGUUUGGUGAAAACCAGGGCAGGAAGCAGCAGCAGUCAGGGGGGUAGGUCAUUAGAAAACAAGCAGGACAAGCAGGCAGUCGAUCAUGAAAGACAGACAGAGACAGACAGAGACAGACAGAGAC